AUGGAGAUCCUUCAGCAGUCCGAAGCACUGGGGGCGGCCAUACCAUCCUCAGAGAGAAGUCUCAUAGAGCGUGCGUAUGAGGACUUGCUCCGGGAGAUCUUGUUCUUGCGAGAGAGGUUGGUGACCCCAGCAGAAGGGGGUGUCAACAUGUUGCAGCGAGCCCACAUGGAGAUCUUGAACUCGCACUUGCCUCAGAUUUGUCCACCUCCUCCGGCAUGCGCCACGGCAAUCUUCACGAAAUAUGCCGACGACGCCACCGAUGAGUUGGUUGUGUGGGGGACGCGCAGUAGCUCAGCAAACGCAACCCUUGAGGCGCUCCUGGUGGUGCGCCAGCCAAGCAUUCUGCUGCUUUUGCAAGGCUUGUUCUCCUGGAGUUUUGAUUUGGCAGAUCCGGAUACCUGGCCCCGCCAGUUGCCGCAAGGCUUCGAACAAGCAGUGUACCUGUGCAUUCCCAAUGCAGCUAUCUCAGGGGAAUCAUCUUCGGUGAGGCAGCGUCCUCAGGGCUACUCUGCCCAUCGGGCCCCUGGACCAGCAGGCUUCGAGAGUGCCUUCCGCUUUUGCAGCGUGCCCGCCGCUCUGGCGACCGACAACCUGCGCUGCAGCUCCCCGGUCGACUCCUCGUUGGUGCCGGUGGACUCCUACACACCUGGAAGUGGGCUUCAGGAAGACAUUUUUGCGGAAUGGGAGGUUGAGGCGCGGGAUGCCAAAGUACUCACGGCCAUCUGUGGCAAUGGUGAGAUCGAAUUCGGAGAGGUCUGUGACGAAGGGCUGCUUUCUUCUGAUGGAUGCUUGUCAUGCCGCGCAGUAUCUCCCGGUUACAAAUGCAAGGCCAACACCAGCUGCACACCUCUCUGCGCAGACGGGCUCCUCUUCCAAGGAAUGGAGGAGUGUGAUGAUGGUGGCAUGAUGCAAGGCUGUUCCACCGAUUGCAAACUGUUAGCGUGCCAGCGCCAGGAAGUUGGCAUCAGUUCACAGUCAGUGUCUGGGGCGAGCUGGACAGACCCGGAGUUGAUGGCCACGUUGCGCGAGGUGCACCUGGUGCCGGCCAAGGACAGCAGCCAGCGAAUGGAGCUCCAGGGUUACGUCCGUUGCUUCAGCUCCGUGGAUCCUUCUCCCGACCUCGCAGUCGCCUUCGCUGACUGCCAGGGAGCGACGCGGCUGUCCUUCCUUGGAGAAGUCAGCGCGGGGCGGAUGAUUCGGCAUGAUGUGGAGCUGGAGACCGCCUUUGACCCUGUGGGUGACAUGCACUACGAAGCAGGGCCAUACCAGCUUCGUGCCAGAUCCGAGGCAAACGGAACCGAGAUCUUGUUGAGCUGCAAGACUGGCUUCCUGUGGCACCAGUGCCGCUUCUGGGCCGUGCAGUUGUCCGAAGAGACCACGGCCACGGCUUCGUCGCUAAGCCAAGAUGGUCUGAGCGCUGCGCCUUUGGAGUUCACGGAGGGAGUGCUGGAGAUUUGGAUCCCGCCAGACUCAUCGCGGUGGCUUUGUGAGGCCGCCGACCGGGUGUCCUUGAUAUGCGGAGAUGGGAAGUUGGCCGGUCCGGAGGAGUGCGACGACGGCAACACCGACUCAGGAGAUGGCUGCAGCGCAUCCUGCCUCUCCGAGCCCGGUUUCCUAUGCCCAGAGCCUGGGAUCAGUUGUUCCGAAGCCUGGUGUGGUGAUGGAGUCGCCGGCGACCUUCCAACUCAAUGUGAUGUGGGUUCCCAAAGUUUGGGCUGCCAGUCCUGCACAGUGAGCCCUGGUUGGCUGUGCCACGAAAAUUGCUCUGAGCCAGAGUCUUGGACAGUGCCUCCAUCCGCUGAAGCGGCGGGUUUUGUCAACAUGUCCGAUGACGCAGAUUCCGACGAUAACUCGGCAUCGCUGUUUUUCAGUCCAACUCCUGAGUUCUGCUGCCUGGAGGGGCCGAAACCCAGGAAUUCCAGCUGCAUCUUGGGCCAAGACUGCCAGGUGUUUCUGGAGCUCCCCAGCAGCUCCACCUCGGGAUUGCUGAUCACUCCCGGCCUCGGGGUUUGUGGAGACCAAGCAAUGACGUGGGAUGGAAUGGCCAACCCCUCCAUGGUGGAACUUCGCGAUGGCCUGCAGUUCUUCAAUUUUGGAAGGCCGCUGAUGGUUCCAGUGGGCAACUAUGCUCUAUGUUGGGGCCCCGAUCCCGCAGCUCCCUGGGCCACCGAGGUGUUCAAUCUGCGAGGCCAGAACUCGACGACCUCCGGAGCUCUACGCAGAAAAGCGACCUACCCUUUCGACGUUGGGCGACUCAUCCUCGGUGGGCCCAAGGCUAAUCAGGUGUUUUCUUGCACGCUGGGCGUCCCGUGCGACAUGGACUUGGAGGGCUAUCACCUUCCAGCCGAAAGCGCCGUACUGGCCGUGUUCGGCAGCUGCUCGGACGAUGUGCUUCGACCUGCAAGUGUGGACUACGUGCGUCUUCGGGUGGACAGCGGUGGAGCUGGGGACGGAGACGUGGCGCGAUUUUUCUGGAACGAGACGGAGGUCCCAGUUGAGGAAGCGUCAGACAUGGUCUUCGUCGUCUUCAACCAAUUCCAGCAGGGCUCCCCGAUUCAGUUUGGAUUCAAUGCAAGCUCCAUGAGAUCUUCAGAUGUCGUGCAUGCGCUUCGCAGCGUAGCAGAUCAAUCCCUGGUUCUAGCUGCUGCAAAGGGGUUAGUUUCACCCUUGGGGACCUUUGCACCUCGGCUCCUUGCUCAGCUCACGGCAAUGGGUGCUCAGCAGCUCAGCCAUGCCAACAGCUACGUCUCCUACGCCCUUGCGCUUUCUGGAGGACGAGCCCUGGCAGAGCAAGGUGCAGGACCAGGAGAGGGUCCCGUGGUGAUUCAAGAGUUUGUGUCCACCGUGGCUUCACCCAAAGUGGCAGAGACGGCGGGGCGCAUCCAGUUCGGGCGGCUGCACGGACACGCCGGCAUUUUCACCCUUUGCUGGGAGAGCCAGCUGACACGGUGGAGUUCCUGGCGUGGACAGGGCUUCAAGGUGGAUGUGGGCCACCUCCAGGUCGAAGGUCCCUUCCCCGGCACUUGGACUUGCUUUGCGGGAAGCCCUUGCACGGUCACUCUGCAGGGCCAGGCUCUGGUAGACUUCGCUCUUAGCGAGAUCACCCUCGAAAGUGGGCCAGACUCUGGCCAUGCAGCGCGCUCGGAUGGGUCUGAGGACUCCGAUGCGGGAGACAGUCUCACAGUCAUCGGUUGGCAUCGCGGUCCUUUGGCAGGUCAAGUCCGAGACACGGGAGGAGAACCAGCUUUGGAGUUCUCCUUGGGAGUUGCCUUGGAAAGGAAGCUUGUCCCUCUUGCAGUGUAUUGGAGAGCAGCCCCAAGCACAGAGUGGACAUUCAUCGGCAAGCUUCAUCUUGAAGAGCAUCUUUGCCGUCUUGCAGAUGAAGGGCCUGGAGAAGCUCACAAUUGUUCAGACGUCCCCUUCGGAGCCUCGUGCGUGAGUCGAUGCUUGGCUGGUUGGACUGGGCCUGUCAACACACUCGUCUGCGAAGCCGACGGACAGCUGACAGGAUCACAACCAGAUUGUCGAGAAAGCCGAUGCGAUUCUGUGUCGCUGCACGCAUUCAAGGAGCAGGAGCAGUGCAGAUGUUCUUCAGCCUUUUUUGGAAACAUCUCGUGGCACCAAGAUCUGCAGAUGUACAUGGGAAGCUGCCGGAGUUGCCAAGAUGCACUACUCGCAUGCGAGGCGGGUCACUUUCGAGAUGGUUGUGGUGGUCUGUUUGUGGGUGAGUGCAAGCCCUGCAUUGGUCUCGCACUUGGGAACUACUUCACUUCGCACGGAGGUUUGCAGGCGACCGGCUGCCUGCAGGGCAGCUGUGUGAGGUGUGCAGCCGGCCAGUACACAUCUGGUUGCGGGGGUACAUUUCCCGGAGAGUGCAACCCCUGCACCAACUCCCCGAAUGUCACGCCGCCAACCAACUAUUACAGCAGCGACGGGGGGGUCACCGGAGAGUGCGCUCUGGCAGACUGCCUGAGAAACUGCCCCGUUGGCCAGUAUCGCAAAGACUGCGGGGGCACCUCGCCAGGCUUCUGUGCCACGUGUGCUCGGCCUCCCUCCGGCCGCUUCCUCAGCUCCUCCGGUGGCCUCGAGGAUGCUUGUAAGACAUCUCCGUGUCCGGAGUGCUUGCCUGGGUUCUAUCGCACCGGAUGUAGCAUGACAGAUGAGGGCGCCUGCGUGCCAUGCUCCAAUGGGCCAGGCGAAGGUUUCUACUACUACACUCACGGCGGCACCCGCAACAACUGCAGCUUCACUGCUUGCAGCGAUUGUUCCGUGGGCUGGUACCGACGAGGAUGUGCAGCGAGCUACGCGGGAGAGUGUCACCAGUGCACAUUCAAGCCGCCGGAAACUUACUACAGUGGCCACGGGGGAGUACGAAAUCAAUGCCCCUACAGUGAAUGCGGCAAAGGACCCGAUGAGUGCCCACUGGGACAGUACAGAGACAACUGCGGUACCAUUAACGACCCCACCAACUCUGGCAUCUGCAAGAACUGCACUCAACGUGCUCAGGACCACUACUUCACAGGUCAUGGAGGCACUUCUCCACGCGGUUGUCCACAAGAACCUUGCCAGGCUUGCAGCGUAGGAUUUUACCGGCUUGGCUGUGGCAUUGGCGGUACCAGUCCAGGCAGCUGCGAGCCAUGUCGACACACAGCAGACCACUAUUUUACCAGUCACGGUGGGUUGGUCCUUGAGGUUGGUGAGGGUGUGGUGCCAGCGGAGUGCCCGCAAGCCUCCUGCUGGAAUUCCAGUAGCAACUGCCCAGCGGGCUAUCGGCUAGGAGGCUGCGGUGAAGAUGAGCAUCAUGUGUCUCCUGGCAACUGCCUGCCGUGCGGUGCUGGAACGUACACAAGCCUGGAGAAUUGGCACGAGCCAUGCCUUGUUUGUGAAGCGGGCUACUUCUCACUGCGUGGAGCCACAGCGUGUUCGGCAUGUCCAUCAGGCAAGUUCACAGAUUCUGAAGGCCAGUCUGCCUGCAGCUGGUGCAUCGGAGGCAGCACCAACACGGAACCGCCAAGGAACAGCUGCACGGAGUGUGUGAGCGGCAAAUUCAAUCCAGUCGAAUCACGAAUAGACGAAUGCCAAGAGUGCAUCGGAGGUGAGGUUCGUCGACGUUCAGUCCGGCCUGGUGCUGUUGACUGCACAGAAUGCAUUGUGGGCUACUUCGACAAUGACGCAUCCGAUGGCGAGAGCUGCACUCAGUGCGUCGGAGGCGAGGUCCGACGGCGGCGAGCUACGUCAUGCACGGGAACUCCGUCAGGGAUGUACAACGAGGGAGACCGCGACGAGGCGAGAGAGUGCAUUGGUGGUUGGGUCCGUCGCCGAUACGGCAGUAGCUGCACAGCGUGCGGCGACGGCUUCUGGGACGAACCCAGCAGGGGCCUCUACGACUCCGGUCCUGACGAUUGCCAGCGCUGCGUCGGAGAGGUUCGACGGCGAACGCUGGGGCAACUUGCCUUCACUGCGACCCAGUGCGAUGCUUGCGAUCCGGGCAAGUACAACGAGAGAGAUGGUGUUUCAGACAGCUGUUCACAAUGUCAUGGCAACGUCGUGGAUGGUGGCGGGGGCUGCAGCAUGUGUGAGCCCGGAACCUAUAAGAGUGCAGCUGAGAGCUCCUCAGAUGUAUGUCUUCCAUGUUUGGGUGGGCUGGUGUUGGGCCGACGCUCUGCCGAUGAAUACUCGACUUGUGAACCGUGCCCGUCAGGACGGUACAAACAGUACAGAGACGGAGACGGACAUGACCACUGCGACGAGAUUCCAGCGGGCUACGAGGUCCAGCAUCCGCAGCCGUACCCUUGGAGUGAGCCAGGCCAAAUCGUCGAGUGCGGUCCUGGCUGGGCCAGGGCGGCGUCGCACGUAGAUGCGUGUGUAAGUUGCGCCGGACGUGGAGUACACCUCGACAAUAGUGGACUCCGUGUUGGCUGCAAUCAUGGUCUCUGUUCACCUGGGUACAACGACGGAACGUUCGAUCACUGCGAGACUUGCAAUGGCGAUGUACAGCAAGAUAGCCAAUUUUGCCAACCAUGCGACAGUAGCCAGCAUAAGUACAAUCCUGGCCCUGGGCUUGGCUGUCAGGACUGUCGUGGGGGCACGGUCGUGGAUGGAGAGUGUGUGCUGUGUAAGUUCGUUUAUCCGGUCUUCUAUUUCAGGCCGGACAAUGAGGACCACUGCCGGUUCUGUCUCGGGGGAGAGGUCGAGCCGAAUUUGCCGACGGCAUGUGCUCCUUGCGGAAGGGGCUACUAUGUACCUGCGGCUUCGAACACUUGCAUCCGUGGUGAGACCUGCCAGAUCAGCCCGGACCGCACACAGUGCACGGCCUGUCUGCCUGGGCGGUUCAAGUAUGACACGACGGGCGAUGACUGCGAGGCUUGCAAGCCCGGCCACACUGGACAGAACUGUGAGCUCUUUGAGUCAGGUACGGAGCAAUGUGAGGAUGCGUAUUACAAGAAGGCGUCGCACUGCACCAUGCAGCACGGGAUGCACCUCUACCGGCCAGCAACCUGUUGGUCGUUGUUGAGUGGUUGUGCAGGUGCUGAGAGCCAGUGCAGGGGAGAUGGUUAUACCUCACCGUUGUCUUGCACUACAAGUAGUGGGUAUUAUGACACUGCUCCCACAUGCAAGUAUCUCCAUGCCUGCGUAAUCCCCUUUGUCGGCUCCAAGGGUUACGAGUGCUAUGAUGCGACUUGCGCUGCCCGGCCCUCAAUAUACAGCUGCAGACGCUGCUGA
This is a messenger RNA of Symbiodinium sp. CCMP2592, 6723 nucleotides long. The record is from the annotation of a GenBank genome assembly. Lineage: Eukaryota; Dinophyceae; Suessiales; Symbiodiniaceae.